Molecule: messenger RNA, 2074 nt
Organism: Chara braunii
Lineage: Eukaryota; Viridiplantae; Streptophyta; Charophyceae; Charales; Characeae
Source: the annotation of a GenBank genome assembly
UGGGAGAAGGAUUAUCCGUGACACCGUGAUGGAGGAGGUUGUUGGAGGCUCCGCGCCCCAGGCAGAGCCCGAGGCCGGGGAACCAGAGAAAGUCUAUGGGAAGACUAUGGAAGAGGAGCCUACAGACAAAGUUACUGCUGCUAAGAAGAAGUCUAGGUAUUAAAUCCCGAUAUUAACCACGCUUGAGAUCGAUGUCACUCUUAGCAAAUUAUUAGGAACCAUGGUGUCAGUGUCGUUUCAGACCAUGCUGCAGGCCAGCCUUAGGUUGCUCAAAGGGCUUAGACAACUAUUGACUCGGCGGCGAGUAGAGGUAGAUGAAAACCCCAAAUCACCGGAAGAGGGAAGGGAGGAGGAAGCUCCGCAAGAAGUCGCGAACCUUCAAAGGAGCCGCGGGGAUUUGGAGGAUCUCGAGAAAGUUUUUGCGGACAUCCGCCUGAGUUUGCAGGACCGAGAAGGUGGCGAGGUCAUGAGGGAACUCCCCAGAACAAAGCUCAGCUUCCAUGCGCUGCCCGUAGGAAAGUUGAAAAUCCAGAUCGGGACUCAUCAUACCGACGCAUUAGUAGACAGGGGAGCGGAAAUCACUCUCAUAAGGAGAGAUUUCGCAACAAUCACGGGUUGUACGGUAAAUAAGGAAGUAACAGGGAGCAUCCGGGGAGCCGGUGGGGAAAUUUCGUUCGUUGGGUAUGUCACGAAAUGCGCAGUUAAGGCAGGGAUCAAGGAGUCGAUCUGGUCGUUUCAACGGAUGACCGUAAUGGAGGAAAUGGAUAACGACAUAAUCCUCGAGAGACCAUGGUGCGCAAACGUGGAAAUGAUAGGCAUGCACUUGCACGAUGGCACGUACAUGGUAGAUAUAGAGGACCCAGUGACCAGUCGGGGUGAGCUCCUCCGACUCCUUGGGACGAGAGGAGACCCUCCGAAGGGGAAGUUGGCUACGUGGUCGCCGUCGUUCGAAGAUGGCGCACGGAAGGGGGCUUUUGCGCGGAUGGAGGGUAUGAGAGAAAGGGUAAAAAUUAUGAUUGAGGAGGCAUUCAAUAAGAAGGAAUGGAUCAAGAUGGGCCUGCCCGAGAAGAAGAGAAAGCACGAGGACGAAGUCUUAGGUGUUAUGGUGGCAGAGAGGGAAUCGGAAGUCGAACUCGGAGCCAGCCUGCCCAGACGGAAAGAAGUGCGGAUGGAGGCACCUGAAAUCGCACUCGAGAUCCUCGACGUAGUGCAACUCAUCAAAGCUAUCAGGUAUCACAAAGUAGGGGUGGAUCCAACGACGCUGGCCAAAUUUGAAGGAGAAUUCAAGAAGGAGGUCCUAGCCAUCUUCCAUUGCCUCAAGACCUUCCAAGCCUACCUAUUUGGGAGGCGGUUCAUCCUUAGGAUCGAUCCGACGAAUGUUGCAGGGGACUUAAAGAAUUAUAGGCCUAUAAAUCCAUCAGUGGGGAGAUGGGUAGGAUUUAUCUGGCAGUUCGAUUACAAGAUCGAGCGAAUUGCUGUAAUAAAAAACAAGACCGAUGGGCUGAGUUGGGUCUGCAUCACUCCCGAAGGGGUGGAGGAUGCGGAGCCCAUAGACGCAUUCCUUGAAUACGAAGGAGAGACUCUUGCGGUGGAUAACGAAAUGAUUGGCGAAGAAUGCACGUCGGGAGAACUGUUGAUCCGGACCUUGGAGAAGGGGGCACCUGCCGUAGUAGCAAAACUUAGAGAAGGACCAUUCACCACUCGAGGUCGCAAAGAGGAGAAAGAUUCGUGGGGAGCAAUAGUAGGACCGAAGGAGGAACUAAUAGCAAUGGCGAUUGAGGGAGGCCGGGAAGCUGUGAUGAGCUUAGUAGAAUCUUGGGAAAGGAAAGAGUUGCGGUGGAUGGUAAACCAAAUACAGGAGAGAAAAGAUGAGGACGAGGAAGGAAAUGAGUUUUUCUAUGCUCAGAUAUACGGAGGGAUCUUUCGGGAGAUUGGGUUGUUGCUGGUAGGAAACAAACAACCCAUGGAAGUCAACAUUAAAGCAAGGGAGGAGGCUUAGAGGUAAAAUGACGAUCCACAUAUGACCACGGAAGAAUUGAUUGAGGCAAGAUGUCAACAAAUUCUUAGGAACGAG